Molecule: messenger RNA, 2477 nt
Organism: Amphibalanus amphitrite
Lineage: Eukaryota; Metazoa; Arthropoda; Thecostraca; Balanomorpha; Balanidae
Product: aromatic-L-amino-acid decarboxylase-like
Exons: 9
Coding region: 179-1609 (476 amino acids)
Biological process (GO): amino acid metabolic process; serotonin biosynthetic process; catecholamine metabolic process
Molecular function (GO): aromatic-L-amino-acid decarboxylase activity; pyridoxal phosphate binding
Source: RefSeq, a predicted model, not a curated record
UGGCGUCUGACCGCCGCCGCGGCGUCAGACCACGCGCCGUCCACCGAGCGCACCCGUCUGUCGGAGCGGACCCCAGCAGCUGCUGCCCAUCACUCCAGGUGCGGUCCCAGCAGCUGCUGCCCAUCGCUCCAGGAGCCAGGCCGAACAUUCAGAAAAGCAGACAGAGUCAUCAAAAGUCAUGGACCACGAGCAGUUCCGACAGGCUGGAAAGGAAAUGAUCGACUACGUCGCCGACUACCUGCAGAAUAUUAGGGAAAGACGGGUGCUGCCCACGGUACAGCCGGGCUACCUGCGCGCCCUGAUCCCUGACCAGGCUCCCGAAGAGGGCGAGAGCUGGCGGGAAGUUAUGGACGACGUGGAGCGGGUCAUCAUGCCCGGUGUGACGCACUGGCACUCGCCCCAGUUUCACGCCUACUUCCCCACGGGCAACUCGUACCCAGCCAUCUGCGCCGACAUUCUCAGCGACGCCAUCGGCUGCAUCGGCUUCACAUGGAUCGCCAGCCCGGCCUGCACCGAGCUGGAGGUGGCCAUGCUGGAUUGGCUGGGCCGGGCGCUGGCGCUGCCGGAGCCGUUCCUGGCCAGCUCGGGGCUCGGCGGCGGCGGAGUGAUCCAGGGCACCGCCAGCGAGGCCACCCUGGUGGCACUGCUGAGCGCUCGCAGCCGCCGGGUUCGCCAGCUUCGCCAGCAGCACCCGGACUGGACCGAGACGGCCGUCACCGGCCAACUGGUGGCCUACUGCUCCGACCAGGCGCAUAGCUCGGCGGAGCGGGCCGGCCUGCUGGCUGGAGUGCGCAUGCGCCAGCUGCCGACCGACUCCAAGUUCUCGCUGCGCGGCGACACGCUGGCCAAGGCCAUCCAAAACGACACCGCCCGAGGACUCAUACCGUUCUUCAUGCUUGCCACACUGGGCACCACGCCCAGCUGCGCGUUCGACGCGCUGCCGGAGCUGGGGGCCGUCUGCGAGCGCCAGCAGCUGUGGCUGCACGUGGACGCGGCGUACGCGGGCUCGGCGUUCCUCUGCCCCGAGUUCCGGCACCUGCUGGACGGCGUGGAGCUGGCGCACUCAUUCAACUUCAACCCCCAUAAGUGGAUGCUGAUCAACUUUGACUGUUCGGCAAUGUGGGUGAAACGGGCGAACGACCUAGUGGACGCUUUUAACGUGGACCCGCUCUACCUGAAGCACGACAAACAGGGCCUGGUGCCCGAUUACAGGCACUGGCAGAUUCCACUGGGACGCCGGUUCCGCUCUCUGAAGCUGUGGUUCGUGCUGCGCCUGUACGGACUGGCCGGAGUGCGUGCGCACAUUCGGCGCCACGUGCAGCUGGCGCAGCUGUUUGAACAGCGCGUGCGCGCCGACCCGCGCUUCCAAAUAGUGACGCCCGUCACACUGGGCCUCGUCUGCUUCCGACUCCAGGCUACGAACGAGACCAACGAGGCUCUGCUGAAGGCCAUCAACGCCGCCGGCCGGAUCCACAUGGUGCCCUCCAUGCUGCGCGACACGUACAUCCUGCGGUUCGCCGUGUGCGCGGCCAGCACCGAGGAGCGCGACAUCGAGCUGGCCUGGGCCGAGGUGGAGCGCCAGGCCGGCCGACUGCUGCCGCCGCCCUGAGCGCCGCCAGUACCUCGGCCGGCCGACUGCUGCCGCCGCCAGUACCUCGGCCGGCCGACUGCUGCCGCCGCCAGUACCUCGGCCGGCCGACUGCUGCCGCCGCCAGCACCUCGGCCGGCCGACUGCUGCCGCCGCCAGUACCUCUGCCACCCUCCCGCCGCCCCCUCCCUCUGCCACGCCCCCUCCAGACCAACGCUACCAAUCUCGCUCAACGAUUACUGGCUCGGUAAAAACGUACUCAGUUUUGUGUCUGGUGGCACAAGCUUGCUUGGAGUUGUGUUCCCGACGUUUGAAGUUUCGACCUCAAUAGAGGCAAAAGGCUGGAACACAGCCUUCAAACGCGUAAAUCGCUCCUCACUCUUUUCAUUAGAGUUCAUGGCAUAUUUUUUUCGCUUCCAACUCGCGGCUUGAGGCGUUGCGAGGUGGGAUGAAAAAACGGCAUACGCCAUAUAACCAGUCCAAGAGGAGAUGAGAAACUGCUAUUUCCAAGCUGUAUUCCAGCCUUAAAAUGGUUAGCAUUAAAUUUUCUGUCAUCCACCCGGCGCUCCCCUGUCCCGCCUCGUGCCGCCCCUGUCCCGGCGCGUGCCGCUGCGGACCCCGGUCCCACCCCCCGUGUGCUGGUCCGGUCCAGCGCACUCCAGCGCACUAUCAUUGGACGUGGAGCCAUGGCAACGGGCUCAGGCAGGUCAUUACCGAUUUCCUUUACCAAGGAGCAUGAUACUCCAUACUGUAACAAGUGGGACCAAAUGGAAAUGCCCAUUGGCAAACGUUAUAAAAUUGGUGUUCUUUUGAUUUUGUCGGUGGUAGGUGUAGGGGCUAGAUAAGAAUGCGUGCUUGCUGUAAAUGCUGAUUAUGAAAUUUUCUGUUU